CGGUUCGCAUAAUUUAAUCGGGAACGAGUACGUGCGCGCACACGUGUUCUUUGUGUGGCAGCGUAGAGAAGCGCCAAAAGAGUGACCAUGGCAGAUGAAAAACCAAAGGAGGGAGUCAAGACAGAAAACAACGAACACAUAAACCUGAAGGUGGCGGGUCAGGAUGGAUCAGUGGUGCAGUUUAAGAUCAAAAGACACACUCCGCUCAUCAAGCUCAUGAAAGCCUACUGCGAGAGACAGGGACUUCAAAUGAGACAAAUCAGGUUCAGAUUCGAUGGACAGCCCAUAAACGAGACAGACACGCCAUCACAGUUGGAAAUGGAAGAUGAAGACACAAUUGAUGUGUUUCAGCAACAGACGGGAGGCCUGAUUUAAUCGACCUCAUGCAUCACACUUCACAGCAAACCUUCCCCCGUCAGUCACUCAGCAGCUGCGUCCGUUGCAACUCGCCCUGAUGUCUCAACAGAACUUCACGCAGAAGAAGUUUUCACUUCUCUGCUACACACAACUGCUGUAUAUUAUCUUCAUCCUUGCCCUUGAUCCUUUUCUGUUUUUUUGUACAUAAACAACAUCCAUACCCCCCCCACAUACAUUCAGGUUUUGUGUUUUUAUGCUGAAUGAAUUGUGUUGAAUUUUAAUGACUUAGCUUUCCCCGAUUUGUAGAGCUUUUUCUACGGUUGUAGACAGAAAGGACGACGACUGUCGGAGGGAGAAUUAAUAAAACUGACAUCACUGAUCAAA
Molecule: messenger RNA, 741 nt
Organism: Labrus bergylta (ballan wrasse)
Lineage: Eukaryota; Metazoa; Chordata; Actinopteri; Labriformes; Labridae
Product: small ubiquitin like modifier 2
Biological process (GO): protein sumoylation
Cellular component (GO): nucleus
Molecular function (GO): ubiquitin-like protein ligase binding; protein tag activity
Source: RefSeq, a predicted model, not a curated record